Molecule: messenger RNA, 1374 nt
Organism: Sinocyclocheilus grahami
Lineage: Eukaryota; Metazoa; Chordata; Actinopteri; Cypriniformes; Cyprinidae
Product: beta-secretase 2-like
Exons: 9
Coding region: 1-1374 (457 amino acids)
Biological process (GO): membrane protein ectodomain proteolysis; amyloid-beta metabolic process
Cellular component (GO): endosome; trans-Golgi network; plasma membrane
Molecular function (GO): aspartic-type endopeptidase activity
Source: RefSeq, a predicted model, not a curated record
AUGAAACUUCCCCAUUACAACCAGAAAGCUGAGUGUUGUCUGUCUGGUCAAUGUGAAGUUUGGCGAGAUGCGGCUCUACGGGCUUAUGCUACUUUCUCUUUCCUUCUGGACGUCCCAUUAAGUGUUACCUUUAAAAAUGUUUGCGGGGAAGUUCAACGGGUCUGUGUUCAGCUGGACCUCAGGCCUUUGCGAAAGAUUGAAAGCGCAGUGGAGAGUGGACUUUCCCUGGCUUCGGAUCCAGCUGGGAUUGUCGACUUUCUGGACAUGAUCAAUAAUUUAAAAGGAGACUCUGGUAGAGGAUAUUACAUGCAGAUGGUCAUUGGGACUCCGGGACAAACGUUGAACAUCCUGGUUGAUACUGGAAGCAGCAAUUUUGCUGUAGCUACAGCAGCACAUCCCUUCAUCAUACACUACUAUAACAGAGCAGUUUCCAGUACAUAUCAGAGCUCCGGGAGGGGAGUUGCAGUAAAAUACGCACAGGGAGAAUGGGAAGGGGAACUGGGAAGUGACUGGAUCACCAUUCCUCAAGGGCCCAGUGGUACCAUCACCAUCAACAUAGCCGCAAUCAUCUCCUCAGAAGGCUUCUUUCUGCCUGGAAUCAACUGGCAGGGAAUUCUUGGACUUGCAUAUCCUUUACUGGCUCGGCCUGACCCAUCAGUGGAGCCCUUCUUCAACUCUGUUGUGAGACAGACCAGCAUUCUAGAUGUGUUGUCUCUCCAGAUGUGUGGAGCAGGAGUCUCUGCCAGCACUACAGCUGACCCGACGAGCGGCAGUCUGAUCAUGGGAGGAGUUGAGCCAACCUUGUACCGGGGUUCAGUUUGGUACACACCAGUCCUAGAAGAAUGGUACUAUCAAGUGGAAGUCUUGAAGCUUGAAGUUGGAGCCCACAAUUUAAACCUAGACUGCAAAGAGUACAACUCGGAUAAAGCCAUUGUGGAUAGUGGGACGACUUUACUGCGACUUCCUGGAAAUGUGUUUAGUGCUGUGGUGGAGGCCAUUAUGCAAACAUCACUGAUUGAGGAUUUCUCGGCUGGAUUUUUUGAUGGCACCAAGCUUGCAUGUUGGAUGAGAGGCGAAUCACCAUGGAGGUUUUUUCCGAAAAUCUCAAUCUACCUCAGAGCAAUGAACACCAGCCAGUCCUUCCGCCUCACCAUUCUCCCACAGCUAUACGUCCAGCCAGUCACCAAUAUCGAUGGCACAUUGGACUGUUUCCGUUUCGGAAUCUCCUCUUCAGCAAAUGGCUUAGUCAUUGGAGCCACAGUAAUGGAGGGCUUCUACGUCUUUGACUGCGCACAAAAGAGGGUGGGCUUUGCUGUUAGCGCUUGUGCAGGUCGGUGGGUUCAGAUGUGUUUCAAAUGGCUUUAUGUCAUUUGA